AAAUAAGAUGUGUUUGCACUUGCUCUGUCUGACCCAGGCUGCCGGCCCUGAGAUGAGAAAUGUUCCCUCAGAAGCGAUGGUGUCAUUUGAAGAUGUGGCUGUGAACUUCACAUGGCAGGAGUGGCGGUACCUGAGUGAAGCUCAGAGGACCCUGUACUGGGAUGUGAUGCUGGAGACCUGCAAUCACCUAGUGUCCCUAGGGCACUGUGUUACCGAUCCUGAGGAGAGCAUUAGGUCGGAGCAGGGAUUACAGCCGUGGACUGUGGACGUUCCCCCAAACCAGGACCUCUCAGGGACCUUAAUCUCGUCUGUGCAUGGACUUGCACAAGAUUGUGGACCUUUCUGGAGCAUGUUCUUGGAUGUAUGAGAAAUAAAAAGAAAACCCAGGGAAGCCACCACAGCACGUCUCUUCAAAUGGUAAGUGCC
Talpa occidentalis (Iberian mole) is the source of this 426-nucleotide messenger RNA. Its product is annotated as zinc finger protein 39-like. The record is from RefSeq and is a predicted model, not a curated record. Lineage: Eukaryota; Metazoa; Chordata; Mammalia; Eulipotyphla; Talpidae. The coding region runs from base 8 to 367 and encodes 119 amino acids. The transcript is spliced from 4 exons. Gene Ontology annotation, biological process: regulation of DNA-templated transcription.